ACAAUUCAUUGAUAUAUCAAAGAAGAAAUAUGGGUUUCAAAGGCAAGUUGGUUGCUUCGAUGGAGAUUAAGUGUGGAGGACACUUGUUUCAUGAUCUUUAUCAAAUUAACGCUCAUCAUGUAUCUAACAUAAGUCCCAAUAAAGUCCACAAUUUUAAUAUUCACGAAGGUGAUCAAGAUCUAAAAGUUGGUUCAGUAAUUGGCUGGAAAUAUAAUCAUGAUGGAAAAGUUAAGGUUACUAAGCAACUGAUUGAAGCCGUUGACGAUGAGAAAAAAACAAUUACUUGGAAAGUGUUAGAGGGAGAUACGUUGGAAUUGUACAAUUCCUUCGCUAUUACUGCAUCCUUUGAAGAUAAUUGGGCAAUGUGGACACUAGUGUACGAGAAGAAAAGUGAAGACACACCAGAACCUAUUACUCUCUUGAGUCUUAUGAUCGAUAUCACUAGAGAUUUGGAAAGUCAUCUCCACAAUAAUUAAAGGAUCAUCGAAGUUCGAAAAUCUCAUCUGAAAUACCUUGAUGCAUCGUUCUGAUUAUGAUAUAUCUAUUUACUUUGUCUGUGUGAUGAAUAAUAAAAAUUAUUGGUUUGUCUAAUUUGUGAAAUAAAUAGUAUUGUAUGGAAGUAUUUCUAAUUAUAAUUAGGUCAAGAUUUUAUGUACUGAUGCAAGUUUCAAAUUUACCUAUAGAGUGCCAAAAUGUAUCC
Solanum tuberosum (potato) is the source of this 700-nucleotide messenger RNA. RefSeq names its product MLP-like protein 43. Gene Ontology annotation, biological process: defense response. The record is from RefSeq and is a predicted model, not a curated record. Lineage: Eukaryota; Viridiplantae; Streptophyta; Magnoliopsida; Solanales; Solanaceae. The transcript has 2 exons. The coding region runs from base 30 to 476 and encodes 148 amino acids.